UGAAUGUCUUCAAACUGCUGAGAGAAAUUUAUUGGAUCAGCUAAAACAUAUGACUGAAUAUCUUCAAGUAGAUAAAAGCUAGUAAACAAGGCUAUAUCUCUUAUUGAGCGAUCAGGAGCUAAUUAGAGAAGAAAGACUAGCAGGCUUCCUGUUGUUGUGUUAGAAUUUUUUUAGUUGUUGUUUUGUAUUUUAAACUAUUGGGAUUGGCUUGUUUCUGUUCUAGUCUACCAUUAAUAUCAGUUAUCUAUAUCUAAAAGCUAGUAGUGACUUAAUGCAAGAGAAUCUAUCUGGUAAACUGUGAAACCUAAAAUGACUUUCCUUCCAAAGUGGCUAACCUUUCUGAAAGGCAAAGAGGUUGUUAUUGCUAAUGCUAUAAUUGCAAUACUGACAAUUGGUGGGCAGCAACUCUUCUCUUUCUUUACGUUCAGUUGUCCUUGUCAUGUGGGGCAGAACCUCAUCUAUGGGUUGGCCUUCCUGGGUGUUCCUGCAUUGAUUCUUUUGGUUAUUGGCUAUGCUCUGAACAACCAGACCUGGAGGCUGGUUACAGGCAAGAGGUCUCCUCUUCUAACAGAGAGCACGUGGAAUCAGUUACUACAGUGCAAACUGACCUGCUUUGUACUGUGCAGCAUCACUGGGAGAGCACUGGUUGCUCCAGUGACAUGGCUAGCAGUCACUCUGAUAAACGGCUCCUACUAUGUAUGUGCUGUGAGUGAAUAUGUCUCUGUGUACUACUAUGGAGAUAUUCCUAACGUGACUAUUAGUGAACGCCAGAGGAUUUUGGCUGCAUUUCCAUGCAGUCAGCUAGUUCCACCAGAGCUGAGCAGGGCAAGAGAUGAAGUGAUCCUCCUGCUCCGGUACCAGUCACAGGUGGCUGGCUGGCUUCUGAUUGCUGUGGUAGUCAUCACUGUCUUCCUGUCUUACUGCCUGGCAAGCUGCUUCUCCCCGCUCAGCUUCCUGCACUUCAGGUACUGGACCAGCUAUGUCCGUAAUGAGCAGGAGCUCUUUGAUGAAGCAACAGACCAGCACUCCAAGCUUUAUGCCAUGAAGCAUGUAAAGAAGUUCUUUGGAUUUGUCCCAGGAAAUGAAAAUAUAAAUGAAAUCCGUAUCCCAUCACUCAGGGAGUGGCAAGCUAUCUCUGGACUGGCCUUCCUAAAAUUAGUGGAUGAGGAGCAUUACGACUACAGUCUCCUCCAUGACUGGGCACUCAAGGACUCGGCAGACAGAAAAUAUCUGAAGCUUGAUGAAGACCCUUGACCAUAACUUAGCUGUUAGGUUCUGAUCCCCUGCCGACACCUUGUGGAAAAAUCAGGAGUGUCUAGCUCUGCUUUAGACCUGAACUGUGGUGGAGCUUUCUGAUACCUUAUUACAUAAAUUUAUUACAUAAAGGGCAUGAAUAAAUACUUUGUUAAUGUAGUCCUUCAGAUACUUAUACACUGCUCCUGAUGGUGUAUGACUCCUGUGGGAUGCAGAGGUCAGAGGCCCCACCUGACUGGGGUGGGCUGUUGCAAGCUGUAGCUUCACUUUCUAACAGUUCUGCAAAAGGGAUGAGUUUCACUGGGUAAGAAAGCUAUGCUCAAAUGCUUUCUCUUCCCUCUUGUUAAAAAAUCUUUAAUAGUAGAUUCUGAGUGAUUCGAUCCUAUGAGCCUGAUCCACUCUGUAUUAAGUAGAAGCAGAUAUCUAGCUUUGUCUUAACGACCUCCAGUAGAAAUACUUUAUUUUUCCUCUUCCACUUUCUCCUAUGAGGAUAAAACACCACCUCAACCAAGGCUGAGUCCAGAUAAAGUGGUUUGAAAACUUUCAGGGCACUUGAUAUUUUUAACAGAAUUGAGAUGCACAAGAAAAGGAGGGGUGAAUCAUAUAGCAGUUAUAGGGAGGAGGGGGUAAGGAAGG
Messenger RNA from Tympanuchus pallidicinctus (lesser prairie-chicken), 1890 nucleotides. RefSeq names its product calcium homeostasis modulator family member 4 (gene CALHM4). The record is from RefSeq and is a predicted model, not a curated record. Bases 310 to 1254 code for a protein of 314 amino acids. Gene Ontology annotation, molecular function: monoatomic cation channel activity. NCBI's taxonomy places the organism in Eukaryota, Metazoa, Chordata, Aves, Galliformes, Phasianidae. The transcript is spliced from 2 exons.